Anopheles coustani is the source of this 3738-nucleotide messenger RNA. RefSeq names its product homocysteine-responsive endoplasmic reticulum-resident ubiquitin-like domain member 2 protein (gene Herp). The record is from RefSeq and is a predicted model, not a curated record. Gene Ontology annotation, molecular function: protein binding. Lineage: Eukaryota; Metazoa; Arthropoda; Insecta; Diptera; Culicidae. The transcript is spliced from 4 exons. Gene Ontology annotation, biological process: endoplasmic reticulum unfolded protein response. Bases 1238 to 3124 code for a protein of 628 amino acids.
GAAACGCGAAGAAAGUGCAAAACGACUCUGUGCCGUGAAAGUAUCUCACGUUCUCCUACCUGGUCGUGUGCGUACGGUGAAAGGAAUAGGAAAGGUACACUUUAUGUUGUUGUUAAUGUUUUGUGAGCCAAAACGAGAUACGGAAGAAUCAUCCCCCGCGGGGACGAAAGAAAAAACACGCAAACAUCACUCUCUUUGCUGAAUGUAAGAAGUUUGCUUCGCGUAUUCCAUUCGUGCGAGGUUUACUGCGCUACGGCAGCGAUAAGAAAAGUAAACUUUAGUGAAACUGUGCGCUACCGUUGCAAAGGGGUUGCUACGAGUAUCUUUUGCAGUGGUGUACAUUCAAGCCUGCCUCUACACCCUUCGUAUCGGACUGAUUGACCCUGUCUAGCAGGAAGUGCGACCCCGCCAUCGGGCGUGUAUGUUUAAUUAACACAAACGCUGAAUGUCCAACUGUAUCAUCAACUUUAAUACGGUCAGCAUUCAACGGCAGUCCCUGGUCUAAAAGCGAACCACCGCCGAAGAGGACUUUGUUGUGGUGUCUAAAUUUAGACACUAGCUGCCUGAUCGAAUACCUUGGGAUUGUUUUUGUGCAUCCUGAUAUUGUAAAUAUCGCUACCCGAAAAAUCCAUCCUGAAAACGAAGCAAAACAGAAAAAAGCAUAAGCCCACGUCAGCCUUCGGAAGUAGCGAGCGUUCGCUACUAGAUCUUUCGGAAAGCCAGUAACAAAGACCGCUUUUCUAAUCAUCCACCACGCAUACAGACGUGCAAAAGGCCGUCAUAAUAUAGCGACAUCGCGGUGCCAGUAAAGUAUCCGCCACUUCAGGAGACUUCCAGAUUUGAUCAAAACAUUCGCCCGACAGUUCUUGGAGGCGAGGAGAGAUUGGAAUUUAAAAAAAGCUAAACAAAGCUAGAUGAUCAGCGUCUGAAGGUUCUAGCAAACGAAUCGGCUGAGUACAUAAUCCUAACGGGGUACAGUCACAGACAGUGUGUACACGUUCAAAACAACGCAGUAAGCGGUUACGGUUUCACACCGCACACGGAACCACGCGACCCGCCCUGUCCCGCGAGAGACACCUAGCGACAAUAUUUUGUUUUCGACGCAGCACAUCAACGGAGGCAUUGAAUUACAUCAGUGUGUAAUUUACUGUUUGCUGCGAGAAGGGUAGAAGCUGAACAAAAAAAAAAAAACAGCGCUACCACAAAUUCCAUUACUGCAUCACCGGACUUCAGCAACAUGGAUGUAACGCUGAUCGUGAAGGCGUCCAAUCAGCAGUGCGAGGACCUGACCAUCAAAUGCGAACCCUCCUGGACCAUACGCCGACUGAAGGGCCAUCUGACGGAAGUGUAUCCCGGCAAACCGAGUUCCGAUGAGCAGAAACUUAUUUACUCCGGUCAGCUGCUCAGCGACAGCGUGGUCCUGAAGGACGUUCUCCGACAGUACGAUGGCCAGCAGGCGCACACAGUACAUCUAGUUUUCACGCCAAAGAACAGCUACUACGGAAACGGCGGUAGCAGCAGCAGUGCCAGCAAAUCGAACAGAAACACAAACGGAGGCAACAAAAUGGCAUCCGCCAAUAGCACUAGCACAUCCGGUGCCAGUAGUUCGCGUGCGGCAAGUUCUAACUCGCCGGGCAGUUCGAAUAAUAAUGAAACGACAUCCAACGACAGUGUGACCGGUGGUGGUAGUUCACGAGAGCACGAGGGAACGUCGAUGGUGGACGGUGUCGGUAGCGAUGGGUUACGGCAUCGCACAGUUUUGCAAACCAGACCUGGACUGCGCACGUUACCGGGACCACCGCCAUUCAUGGAGCAGACAGUCGCGAUGCAAAAUUUAAUGCAACAGACCUACAUGCAGUACCUUAACCAAUACAUUAAUAUGAUUAAUGAACAGGGUGGUAUCAAUGCUCUGUACUCUGCUACGGGAGUGCCACCAGCUUCAGGAACGGCCGCUGCUGUGAAUCCCCUUACCGGUUCGCCGGUGUUCCCAUCCGUUCCAUUCGUUCCAGUGCAGCCAUCGGCAGGCACGGCCGGAUCUUACCCCAACUUUGCCUACUACCCUUGCAUGACACCACCAUCAUCGCACGUUGGUGGACUACCUACGGCCACCAGCAUUCCAACACCGAUCGUACCGGCAGCAGUCAGUUCGGGAUCUGCUCAACCAGGCACCACCACUCCUGGCUUCCUACCAUCUCCUGCCAUUCCAUCCACGAGUACCAGCACCAGCCAACAGACACCUACGUCGCUGCUUUCUAGCGGUGGAGUAACGGCUCCGAGCGCAUCGUCCGAUGCGUCUUCUUCCACGGCGGCAACUACGGCACAAGCAGCAGGAACAGACACAACAGCAGCGGUCGCACCCGCACAAGUGGCGGCACCCCAGGACGAAGCUGCCGCCGCUGUGGCUAACGCAGCUCCGGGCCGGGCUCGUCGGUUUCCGAACAUUGUGGUGGAGGAGCAGGAGAAUAACGAUUGGCUGGAUGUGUUCUUCAGCAUGUGCCGCGUGGGUAUACUGAUGACGGUCAUUUACCUCUACUCGUCCCCGAUGCGAUGCCUGACGGUGCUCUUCAUUGGUGUAAUGUUGUAUCUGAAAAAACAUCUUGAUCGCGUCUAUCAGGCGAUUGACAGGCGCUUCACGCGUUUGCCAGCGGCGCAGGAGGGAAAUGCAGCCCAACCGGCGGCCGCACAGCCAAACAAUAACCUUGUACCUGAACAGCAAGGUCCUCCAGUGCGCGAUGGCGGAGCUACUGUAAAUGACCAACCGGUUACUACAGGAGGAGCAUUAUCUGCAGCCUCCGAAGCCGCUGCGCGAACCGAUGGCGCGGUAGCAGAAGGUGAGACUGUUGGAACGCCUUCCACUUCCCAAAGCCCCGCUCCCGUUCCUCGCCCACGAACUGGUCCAGCUAGCGGUACGGCAGAACCGAACACCGCGGUUCCCGCUAAUAACAACGAAACGGAACAACUUCUCGAGCGCCCGUCGACAGCUGCGACUCAAAGCGACUCGCCGUCCGCCGAGCAACCGGCGGCCGAAGGACAACGCAUGACGUUCAACGACAUGACGUCUUUCCUCGGAACGCUCGUGAUAACGUUUUUCACCUCCAUUAUUCCGGACACUCCGGCAGCGUAAACGUUCUUUGCGAGGUCUCUGCUUCGCAUGCACAUUUGACUGGUUGAUUGUUCUUAAUGCGUUAGCCGGCAUUAUAAAAUACUAUAAAAUAAGGAAACCUGUGUAUAGGUAGAUCUAUCCCAGGGCUGUGGGCAUACCGUGGACUUCUUCAAUAAGUCGUGGAAGUCGGAAAACCGACGGUAGAAUGCAACAUUUCAUGGCGGAAAUUAAGCCAGCCUUGUUUUGCGUUUGUGUUACGAUUUUAAAUUGUUUUUCCCUCCCUUAUACUGAAUAUCUGCAAAAUUAUGUAAAUCUGUUAAUAGCCACUUGUCAUAUAAUUUAAGAGAUACAACCAGAUAGCGGGAGGUCGUGAAACAGAUCACGGAAACUUACGGACCCCGGCGGUCGCCGCUUCUACGGGGUGCAAUCCGGAGGUUUCACCAUCCUUCUCUGUCCGCAAGGUGCUGUAAGAUUUGUUUAUUGUUUUUUUUUAUAUAUAUUUUUAACAUACCAAUAUAACAGGCCACUCUUACCGCUGGAAGGGAUGAUAGUUGGCAUAAGUGUUAGAAAAGAAAAGUAAUAAAUAUAAAAAAACAGUUUGUUAAAAUUACGAAUUUGCACGAGCAAAUUACUGC